Gaeumannomyces tritici R3-111a-1 is the source of this 820-nucleotide messenger RNA. RefSeq lists its product as hypothetical. Lineage: Eukaryota; Fungi; Ascomycota; Sordariomycetes; Magnaporthales; Magnaporthaceae. The coding region runs from base 1 to 375 and encodes 124 amino acids. The record is from RefSeq and is a predicted model, not a curated record. The transcript has 3 exons.
AUGGAUGAGGCCCACCCUGCACGGGCCCCGAACGGCUUUCCACACUUGAUCAACCCCAUGCCAAGGACAAAAAACACGAGGAGUCCCGGCCCUCCAAUUCGCUCAGCGUGGCGCUCCCGCCUCCGAGGGCGGAGGAGACCAGGGACGGGCUCGUUCGACGGUCACGCACGAGGCCGGGCAUGCAUGCAAAAUUGGUCGCGGGUGAUGCCGCUGGCCACGUUUGUUGGUGUGAUGAAAUCCCAUGUGGCGUUUCUUAUCCGCAGAACCUCCUUAACGGUAUCGCUCUAUAAUAACGACUCCCUUACUAACAAGUGCGCGGGCUGCAGGACGAAGGUCAAGGCUCUGGCAGAUUACUGCGGGGAUCUGAGGGAUUGAGGCCGCGCAAAACAGGAUGAUGCUUGAUCAUAGUGACAACGGCGAAAAUUUAACAGGCGCGGGCGAGGCGUGAUCCCGCGAGGGAGAUCAUGGAGUAAGCGAGAACAGGAGAAGGGAAGGGUGGAUGAAAUGCUGCAUGCUACUGUGUAUCUAGGUGGUGCCCCAUACUUGGCAUUGUGCUGCCAGGGACGAAACGAGAAGAACGCAAAAUAGGCUAUGCCUGGCGAAUGCGAUGCGACCAAAGCGCGCUAUUUUUUAGCCAUGUCGGGAAGGAGCAUUUAGAAACUUCAGGAGCCAGCGGCUAGACAAAAAGGGUAGAAAAACGGUUCCAGCCGAUCGGUAAGAGUCACGAUACUUUCAUCGGCCUGUCACAGAUACAGGGCUGCAGCACGUUCGUCAUUCAGACAGACAGGGUCUUAAUACACAACAGUCAGUGUUUCUCGAG